AUGUUCCAGGCUGGUGCCCCUUCCCUCACAGCGCGCCGCUCCCCGCCGCCGCCGCCGCCACCCCCCCCUCUCGCCGCCGCCCCCACCCCGCCCCGCCACCUGUACCAGAGACGCCGCGCCGUUCCCCGCCACGGCGGCCCGGCCCGGCCCGGCCCGCGCUGCCCGCCGCUACCCACCGGACAGCGCCUCCGCUCCCCGCCGACCGCCCUCCGCCGCCUCGCCGGCCGAUCCCGCUGCGCUGCGCCCGCUGCGCUCCGCUCGGCUCCGCUCGCCGCCUGUGCCGGGGCGCGGCUCGGGGCCGUCGCCGUGACGCCGCACGCCCAGCCUCGCUCUGGCGCGGCGGGGGCGGAGGGAGGGGCGGGCGCAGGGAGGGGUGACCCCGCCGCACCGCCCCCUGCGCACGCGCACCGCCGCCCCGCCCCCCGCGCUGUGGCGGUGAGGGGCGAGCGGGGCAGUGUCAGACCCGUCCCCGAGUUCUGGUACGCUCCAGCGGGGAGCUGUGGGUUAGUUACCGCUCAGAGGUGCGCCGAAAGCACAGAAUGGUUGCUUAAAGUUAAUUAA
Malurus melanocephalus (red-backed fairy wren) is the source of this 561-nucleotide messenger RNA. Its product is annotated as transcription initiation factor TFIID subunit 4-like. The record is from RefSeq and is a predicted model, not a curated record. The transcript has a single exon. Bases 1 to 561 code for a protein of 186 amino acids. Lineage: Eukaryota; Metazoa; Chordata; Aves; Passeriformes; Maluridae.